This is a messenger RNA of Cylindrotheca closterium, 1278 nucleotides long. Lineage: Eukaryota; Bacillariophyta; Bacillariophyceae; Bacillariales; Bacillariaceae. The record is from the annotation of a GenBank genome assembly.
AUGAUCUUUCCAAGAUCCUUCCUCUUUUCGGCAGCCAUUGCCACAUUGGCAUCUACUUCCAAGGCUGCUGAUUAUGGAGUUGAUUGCUCCUUUCCCAUCCAUUCCACCGACUCGUCGUGUGGGGACUUGUUGGGCGAUCGCGCUGCCGUCUACAACGAAUACAUGGAUGGAUGCCGAAAACAUUGGGGCGAGAAGGGAGCCAAGCGAUGCAAUGCCGCAGAAGCCGAUCGUUUGUCCAUGAGCCAAACGCAACCUCAAAGUAUGGUGAACUAUACAGAAACUGGAUUCAAGAAGCUCAAGGCACCACCCAAGUUGUGGGAACUCAUUAGCAACUAUUGGGAAACAAACAAGGACGAGAAGAAGCUCGAAGUAUGGCCCAUGGGUAACAUUUACACCAACAACUGGGCCGCCCCGACUUACAUGGUCAGUGUCGAGAACGAUCAACUUCCUGGAGGAGGUCAUGGUUUGAAGGAUCAAAUAUGGGAAGCUGCUCGACCAACCAUUGAGGCCUGGACCGGAAUGAAGUUGCAGCCUACCUCUCAGUAUGGAAUCCGCGUCUACACUGAGGGCGCCAUCCUGUCUCCACACGUCGACCGUCUUCCCCUGGUCUCCUCUUGCAUCAUCAAUGUCGCUCAAGACGUUGAUGAAGACUGGGUCUUGGAGGUAUAUGACAGACAUGACAAUGCCGUCAAUGUCACCAUGGAACCAGGAGACAUGGUCUUGUACGAAAGUGGUAGUUUGGUCCAUGGAAGACCAUUCGCAAUGAAGGGACGAUUCUUUGCCAAUAUCUUUAUUCACUUUGAACCUACUGGAGAGCACUUGUACGAUGAUGGAAGUGAAGAGUUGGAUGACUUUUAUCCACCAUACCUCAAGGCCAAUUCUCCUUGGUUGGACACUUGGGCCAAACAAAACCCUAGUGGAUGGAGAAAGACAUCACCCUCUGCCGCCGCCGUUGCCCAACCGAUCACACUCAAGGGACAUACCGCCGCCGCUUCGGGAGACAUCGAAACACUAGAGCGCUUGGCUCUUGACGACAUGAAGGCACUUUACGCUCGAGAUCCCAAUGGAUGGACUCCAUUGCACGAGGCAGCUCGAGCAGGUCACUUGGAUGUAGUGAGGUUGUUGGUAGAAAAGCACAAUGCUGAUAUGAACUACAUCACCAAUGAAGGCAAGGGAAGUUCGCCCUACUUUAUUGCCACCCAAAGUCACUCGCCAGACCACCCAGUUUCACAAUACUUUAAGUCUUUGGGAGCCGUCUACCAAGGACCCGAACUUUAA